AUGGCCGAUGCAGCAGACGAUGACUUGGCACCCGUUGUUCGCCCAAGGGAGCAGCAGGGAGGGCUGCCAACGAUCCUGACGCAUCUCCUCACCCUGCAAGCCCGCGCCCGCCGAGAGCUGUACUCGCAUCCGUCCAAUGCCCUUUCCAUCUUCCGGCUUCUUCCUCCCCUCGCCAGGCACCUCAUCCUUGUCCUUCUCUUUCUCCCGAAUGGGCCCAAUGGCCUGCCUCAACUACCUUCGGAUGACGAUGAGGGAGCAGGGACGAGCAGCAAAAAGUCCAAGAGCCAGAGGGCACUGGACGAAGCGAAGGAGUUGUUGUCGGAUCUGGGUAUCAUCGUCGAGGCGAAGCAAGUUGUCAGCUUGAAUGGGAUAUGGACCGACUCACUUAAGAGGGCCUUGACCGGAGGCGGCGACCAUCGGUCUUUUGGCGUACCGAGCCAGCCUGGCGAGUCGCAAAGAAUACCCAUUAGCCGUCUUGACCAGUAUGCGCUUCGAUCGUGGGAGUCUAUCUUGCUAUACAUGGUCGCUUCGAUUGACGCGCGCACCCCUUCAAAAGAAGUCCUGCUGCUCCUUCGUCAAGCCGGUCUCAUGCAGCCGGAAGCCCCGCGGAGCGAGAAUCUCUACACAAUGGGCAUCACCUCGGACGGCUUCCAGUUUCUCCUCAACGACGUACCCACGCAGCUUUGGACCCUGCUCGAGACGUACCUCCGUUUUCUAUCGUCUGAACGCAAUUCGACAAGCGAUGUUGUGGAACACCUCACUUUCCUCUUCACUCUCUCCUCGGCCACCCUCGGCCAGGACUACGAGAUCUCGGCCUUGGCGCCAUCACAGAGGGGCAUGCUCGAAUUUUUCCGUGACAUGGGCCUCGUCUAUAUGAAGAAUGAGCGCAGCAGAAGCUUCUACCCGACGCGCCUCAUCACGACACUCACCAGCUUCGGUGCAACGCCCUUGAUUGGCGGCGGCGGCGGUACAGAGGAAGAGAGGGGUUUCGUGAUUCUCGAGACGAACUACAAGGUGUAUGCAUACACAAGCAACAAGUUGCGCAUCGACGUCCUCAACCUCUUUGUGCAUAUCAAGUCUCGCUUUCCGAAUCUUGUGACGGGCGUCAUUACAAGGGACAGCGUCAAGGAGGCUUUGAGCAAUGGUAUAGGUGCCGAGCAGAUCAUCAUGUACCUCACCCACCACGCUCAUCCGCAGAUGUUUAAAAACGACCCUCUGCUUCCCGUCACCGUCACUGACCAGAUCCGGCUGUGGGAGCGCGAAAAGCGGCGAAUCAGAGCGGAGGAGGGAUUCCUGCACGAGGAAUUUGGCAGCGGUGCGGACUUCGAGCUGGUUCGCACGUACGCCGACAACAUGCGCGUGCUCCUCUGGUCCGAUUCGGCCAAGAGGAGGAUGUUUAUUUCAAAGCAGGGGAAUGACACCGUCAAGGAAUUCAUUAGGCGGAGACUCAUCGACAGGGCAGGACAGAGUAUGCCCCUUCAUUGA
Acaromyces ingoldii is the source of this 1485-nucleotide messenger RNA. RefSeq names its product putative TFB2-TFIIH subunit. The transcript has 6 exons. NCBI's taxonomy places the organism in Eukaryota, Fungi, Basidiomycota, Exobasidiomycetes, Exobasidiales, Cryptobasidiaceae. Gene Ontology annotation, biological process: nucleotide-excision repair. Gene Ontology annotation, molecular function: ATPase activator activity; double-stranded DNA binding. Bases 1 to 1485 code for a protein of 494 amino acids. Gene Ontology annotation, cellular component: transcription factor TFIIH holo complex; transcription factor TFIIH core complex. The record is from RefSeq and is a predicted model, not a curated record.